AACAUUAACUGGAACCACUUAGUAAAUUCUUUAUUGCGCAACAAAUUACGAACUCAUUUUAUCAUCUGCACGUUGCGUGUAUCAAUGUUUUAGUUUUCACUGACAGUGAAAGUUGUUCAAUAUAACUUUAGAAGUAAAUAACAACUCUUGAAUUGCAAGUGGAAACACAUGGACUUCGACGAAUUGUUUAAUUCUGAUGACAAGAAGACUACCAGACGAAAAGAUGAAAGCGUAUCAAAAAGAGGAAGUGAUGAAACAGUCAGAAGGAAAAGAGAAGCUACCAAAGACUCAACCAAAAGUACAACCCAGAGCAGGACAAGGGUGAGCGAAGGAGCAAGUACGAAAGAAUCCUCAAAGUCACGCGAGGAGAGUAGUCGUAUUGGGGUUGUCAAAGAAAAGAGCGCAACAUCAGAAAAAACAGAAAUUAAACUAGGUGUCAAAAAGGAAGCACAACAUUCUUUAGUUCAAAAAAGAAAGCCUGCUGUAGAAGGGAAGCCCAGCACUUCAUCUCGGAACAACCAAAAACCACAAAUAGACAAAACUAUAAAGUCGAAAGUGUCUACUUCUUCACCAUACAUGGCUGCUGCAAGUGGGAGACCAAAAAUUAUGCAAAAUAUCUCCCAGCCACAAAUAAAGAAGAAGCCAUCUUCACUACAAAGAGAAUCGCCUUAUAGAAGUUCACUUGCUCAAAAGCCUCAGCCCAGAACAAGCACACUUGCUUCUGGGGACCAGAGGAAACCAAGUCAAUUAGCCGAAACGCCUGCAAAGUCAAAAACAUUGAAAACAAGCAAAACUGCCCUUACCAAAAGUAGUAAACCUGUUGCAAUAGAACCUGUAAAGCAAAAAAAGUCUUCAAGUUCAUCUUCAAAAUCAAAAGUCACUGUGUCUAAAAGACGUGAGGAGAAAGUUACGAGCAUAUUAGAAGAACCAGUUCUUGAAAGUGAACAGCAGCUGAAACCUUUUGGGGAGAUCCACCGGAGCAACACGUUCACCAAGGAGGGCAGUGCUCCUGACAGUCUGACCAGUGAUCUGACAGCGAGUCAGUCACAGGAGUUUGGCUCACUCAGCAGUGUCGACCGAGUGGAUGUGGAUGACUACAAUUACGAUGAUGAUUUUGAGGCAAGUUCAACACAUUAAAUGUCAUGUUCAAAAUCCUAAAUUUGCUCUUUAAUAAUAAAUUUUUAACCUACCUCUUA
Homalodisca vitripennis (glassy-winged sharpshooter) is the source of this 1196-nucleotide messenger RNA. RefSeq lists its product as uncharacterized. The record is from RefSeq and is a predicted model, not a curated record. NCBI's taxonomy places the organism in Eukaryota, Metazoa, Arthropoda, Insecta, Hemiptera, Cicadellidae. The transcript is spliced from 3 exons. The coding region runs from base 169 to 1137 and encodes 322 amino acids.